AUGCCGAGGGGGGGAGUAUGGGGCAGAGGUACUGCGGCGCAAUUAUUAUUCUUCCCCCCCCUUCUCCGAAAAGCGAAGAGACAAGAGCGCAAGGCUCAAGAGAAGAGUCAAGAGGAUCCUGGAGCUCCUUUCUUGAAGAACGACAAGCUACCACCAGCGUUUUCUCGUUUUCAAGUUAUUUACCCAUGGAUUAAACUGAAUUCUAUAAACAAGGUUGUAUGCAAAGUAUGCACAGGAGCAGUUGAGAAAAGAAUGCCGUUGCCAAAUACAACAAACUGCCAGUCUUCUAAAGAAGCUUUUGUAGAAAAAGGAUUCGAUAGUUGCAAAAACCCUUCAAGAUUAAAAAGUCACGAGAGCGGUGAAUUCCAUCGACAAGCAAGCCUAUUACUAGAACUGACAAAGAAGAAAAAUGUUGUCGAGCAUUUAUCCAGUGCAAAAUUGAUUGAAAUGAGAGAUAAUCGGAUAGCAUUAGAGAAAAUUUUCUCAACUAUUUUAGUACUGGCUCGUCAAGGCUUGGCAUUGCGGGGGAAUGAAAACGACGAAAAUUCACAUUUCAAGCAACUCUUGAACAUGCGCGCAGAAGACGUGCCUGAAUUAAAAAGGUGGUUAAAUCGAAGCAGUUACACUUUCACAUCACAUCAAAUUGUGGAUGAAAUUCUUACUAUGAUGGCUGAUACAGUGGUCAGACAAUUGCUUCAAGAAAUUAAAGCUGCUCGACACUUUUCAAUAUUAAUCGACGAAACUGCAGAUAUAUCUCGAUCAGAACAGGUUUCCGUAUGUUUCAGAAUAGCUUCUGACGAUUUGAAAUCAUCAGAAAUUUUUCUAGGAUUUUAUAAAGCGGAAAAUACAAUGGCAGAGACAUUAUUUAAAAUCGUUCAAGACGUAUUCGCGCGGUACGAUUUAGAUUUCGAAAAAUUACGAGGACAGUGCUAUGAUGGGGCAACUAAUAUGAGUGGUCAAUUAACUGGACUACAGACUCGAAUCAGAGAAUUAGAACCUCGAGCACUUUUUGUGCACUGCAAUGCACACAACUUAAGUCUAGUCGUCCAAGACGGCAUUGAAAAUGUAUUACCUAUCAAAAAUUUUGUAGGGAUUGUUAGAGAGUUGAUCAACUUCAUUCGAGACUCACCAAGAAGGCUCUCAACGUUUAAAAAUUUGCAAUCAGAUAACAGUCCCGAUCUGUCACCGUUUUGCCCUACGAGGUGGUGCAUGAGGAUUAAGUCACUGAAAACGAUUUACGAGAACUACGAAUCGGUAGUAAAGUUCUGCGAGGAUAUGAUGAAAGAUCCUAAACUUAACCAUUCAGCAUCAGCAAAAGUGGCAGG
This is a messenger RNA of Trachymyrmex cornetzi, 1325 nucleotides long. RefSeq names its product zinc finger MYM-type protein 1. The transcript has 3 exons. The record is from RefSeq and is a predicted model, not a curated record. NCBI's taxonomy places the organism in Eukaryota, Metazoa, Arthropoda, Insecta, Hymenoptera, Formicidae. The annotation marks the transcript as partial.